Penicillium hordei is the source of this 1089-nucleotide messenger RNA. RefSeq lists its product as uncharacterized. Lineage: Eukaryota; Fungi; Ascomycota; Eurotiomycetes; Eurotiales; Aspergillaceae. The coding region runs from base 84 to 860 and encodes 258 amino acids. The record is from RefSeq and is a predicted model, not a curated record. The transcript has 4 exons.
CAACUAUCUCCCUCUGAACACCAUUCUUCCUCUUGUCUCUGACUGUGUCAAUUUUUAUCCGCCUUUCAGUCAUUGCCAUCAAGAUGCGUUUCACCUCGCUCGUUACCCUCCUCCCUGCCCUGGCCAUGGCCCAGGAGCAGGUCCCCCUCGUCGACCGUGUGCAGGGAUGGUUCAACCAGGUCAAGUCCUACGUGCCCACAGCAGCCCCCGUUGCUGCCCCGAUCGAGAAGCUGGCCGAGAAGGUUACCGAGAAGAGUGUCACCAACGUGUCUCUGGACAACUGGCAGUCCAUCCUUUCCCCGGGACCUAAGGCCGAGGACUGGUUGAUUUACACCACUGGUGGUAACAAGACCUGCUUCGGUCGCUGCGGAACUGCCGAUAAGGCAUUCAAGGAAUCUGUUCUGUUGUUCUCCGCCGACCCCACCUCACCUCAACUCGGAUACUUGGACUGCGAGGCCAACCAGGUCCUGUGCGCCGCCUGGUCCGCCAGCGCUCCCUCCGUCCAGUACUACCAGAUCCCCAAGGAGCCGUCUGUUGGCGAGGAACGUGCCCCAACUCCUCUUCGCAACGUCUACCUGAACUCCACCACUGUCACCCCAGAGACCAUCUACGAGAUCCACGCCAAGAAGACCUACGAGAAGGUCCCCGUCUACGAGGGCGCUCUGCACCCCGUUGACGGCUGGGUCGCUAAGUACCAGCUCAACAUCCCCAUGGGCUACGUUAUCUGGGCUCUCGGUGCUGUCCCCAGCUGGCUGUUCAUGAUUGGUAUCAGUUUCUUCAGCCGUACCAUGAUGAGCCGUCGCGCGGGUCCUACCGGAAACGUCCCUCGUGCUGCCGCCCCCGCUGGUAGCGCAAACUAAAUAGCCUCCUUUGGUCUAUUUUGGUGUUAUGGGUUGUAUAUAAUCAGUGGUAGGGUAUUGUGACGCGUCCAAUAUACUACUUGGGUUGGUUUGUGUUCUUUGUUGGGCAGACAUCUGUCGGGGAUGGAGCCUCUUCGAUCUUUGGCUUUUUCCCAGCUACCUUUUUAAUCAACGUAUCCUAGUUAGUGGGAUUUUGUAACAGAUUCGCCAAAUGCAUUAGUAGCUCUUU